Messenger RNA from Leptopilina boulardi, 6490 nucleotides. Its product is annotated as tetratricopeptide repeat protein 28. Lineage: Eukaryota; Metazoa; Arthropoda; Insecta; Hymenoptera; Figitidae. Bases 122 to 6325 code for a protein of 2067 amino acids. The record is from RefSeq and is a predicted model, not a curated record. Gene Ontology annotation, molecular function: protein binding. The transcript is spliced from 11 exons.
GUGUUGUGCGCUAGAAGAUCAGAGGAAGAAGAAGAAGAAUUCUGCUGAUCCAAGUCCGGAUCUUUAUCUAAUGGAACGGAUGAUGCCCAGUGAAAAGCAUGCUACUUUCUCGUUUUAAACAAUGUCUCAUAGGGAUAUAUCUGAGGUCGAGCCCGAAGGUACGUCGGCCUUGGCCGCUGGAUCUCGAGUGUUAUUCCUGGAGACGGUUCGUCGUAGCAAUGCAGCAUGUCAAAACGGAGAUUACGCUCUAGCUGCAUCUCUUUACACGGAAGCUCUUGCCUUGGAUCCCAUUAGCCAUGUUCUUUAUUCAAAUAGAUCGGCGGCUCGUCUCAAAAUGGGAAUGUUUGCCUUGGCGUUACAAGAUGCUGUUAGAGCCACGGAAUUGAGUCCCGAAUGGCCAAAGGCUUACUAUCGUCAAGGUGUGGCUCUUCAAUGCUUGGGAAGACAUGGAGAAGCUCUGGUUGCAUUCAGUGUUGGAUUGGCACGUGAUCCAUCAAAUUGUCAAUUGCUCUCGGGACUCGUGGAAGCUUCUUUAAAAUCACCUCUUCGUGUUACAUUGGAACCGACGUUUCAACAGCUUCGAGCAAUGAAAUUAGAUGAAUCUCCAUUUGUUGUCAUCUCUGUGGUUGGACAAGAACUUUUGGGUGCUGGUCAAUAUAGAGCAGCAGCUGGAGUUCUUGAAGCCGCCUUAUCAAUUGGAUCUUGUAGUUUAAAAUUACGAGGUUCAGUCUUCUCUGCACUUUCCAGUGCUUACUGGGCUCUAAAUUCAUUGGACAAAGCUAUCAGUUAUAUGCAACAGGAUCUUGGAGUUGCAAGAUCAUUAGGCGAUACGCAAGGUGAAUGUCGAGCGCAUGGAAAUUUGGGAUCGGCCUACUUCAGUAAAGGAAGUUAUAAAGAAGCAUUGACAGCUCAUCGUUAUCAAUUGGUACUGGCAAUGAAAUGUAAAGAUACGCAAGCAGCAGCUUCGGCAUUAACGAGUCUUGGACAUGUUUACACGGCAAUUGGAGAUUUACCAAAUGCACUUGCUUCUCAUAAGCAGUGUGUUCAACUUGUUAAACAAAUGGGUGAUCGUCUUCAAGAGGCAAGAGAAAUUGGUAAUGUUGGAGCUGUUUAUCUAGCAAUGGGCGAAUUUGAAAGUGCAGUCGAUUGUCAUACACAACAUUUGAGAAUAGCCAGAAGACUCGGUGAUCGAGUUGAAGAAGCCAGGGCUUUUAGUAAUCUGGGAUCAUCACAUCAUUAUCGGAGAAAUUUUGGUCAGGCGAUGGCUUAUCAUGAAAAUGUACUUAGAAUCGCUCAGGAACUCGGCGACAGGGCAAUUGAAACUAGAGCCUACGCUGGUUUGGGACACGCUGCCAGAUGUGCCGGUGAUUUAGCCCAAGCAAAACUUUGGCAUCAACGACAAUUGGAUGUGGCACUGACGACAAAAGACAAAGUAGCAGAGGGAAGAGCUUGUAGUAAUCUUGGAAUUGUUUAUCAACUUCUGGGAGAGCAUGAUGCGGCUCUUAAAUUACAUCAGGCACAUCUUGGAAUUGCCAGAAGUUUGGGUGAUAAAGCAGGAAUGGGUAGAGCUUACGGAAACAUUGGUAAUGCAUACAAUGCUCUAGGAUAUUAUGAGCAAGCUAUUAAAUAUCACAAGCAAGAAUUAACAAUAAGCAAAGAGGUCAACGAUCGAAGUUCAGAAGCGAGUACUCAUGGAAAUUUAGCAGUGGCCUAUCAAGCAGUUCAAGGACAUGAGGCUGCAUUAAGACACUAUAGGGUACAUUUGGCAAUAGCAAGAGAAUUAAAAGACGCUGCCGGUGAAGCAUGUGCACUUUUAAAUCUCGCCAAUUGUCUCUCAUCACGAGGAAGAUUCGAGGAAGCUGUUCCAUAUUAUGAAAAUUAUUUAAUGUUGUCUCAGGAAUUACAUGAUGUUGAAGGUGAAGCAAAAGCUUGUCAUUUUCUUGGUUAUGCACACUAUUGUUUGGGAAAUCAUCGUGAAGCUGUUAGAUAUUAUGAUCAAGAUUUGGCUCUGGCAAAGGAUUUGCAGGACAAAUCGGGCAUGGGAAGAGCAUACUGUAAUCUUGGAUUGGCUCAUUUGGCACUUGGAAAUUUAGAUACAGCAUUGGAAUGCCAAAAAUAUUAUCUUGCAAUUGCUCACAUGACAAAGCACUUUGCUGGUAAAUUUCGAGCUUUGGGAAAUAUUGGAGAUUGUCUUUUGAAACUCGGUGAGUCUGAGGAGGCAAUAAAGAUGCAUCAGAGGCAAUUGAAUUUGGCACGGCAAUCGGCUGAUAGAAGUUUAGAGGCUGCGGCUUAUGGAGCAUUGGGAAUUGCUCAUCGAACAACGAGAAAUUUGGACAAAGCAUUAGGAUUUCACACUCAAGAAUUGACAUUGAGACAAGAGGCUGGGGAUUUAAGGGGUGAGUGUCGAGCACAUGGAAAUUUGGGUGCUGUUCAUAUGGCUUUGGGACAGUAUACUCAUGCUGUUAAGUGCUAUCAGGAACAAUUGGAGAGAGCAAGAGAGUUGGCUGAUUCGGGAGUUGAAGCACAAGCUUUGGGUAAUUUGGGAAUUGCGAGAUUGAACAUGGCUCAUUAUGAGGAGGCUAUUGGAUAUUUUGAGCAACAAUUGGCUACGUUGGAACCCCUAACGACUGGAACGGCUUUAUUGGAUAAAGCUCGAGCUCUUGGGAAUUUGGGAGAUUGUUACGAAGCACUGGGUGAUCCUGAGGAAGCUAUCAAGUGCCAUGAGCAACAAUUGUCAGCAGCACUUAAAUUGCGUAGUAUUCGUGAUCAAGAGAGAGCUUAUAGAGGACUUGGUAGGGCUAGGGAAGCUUCGGGUAAUUUGCAAGAGGCUUUAGUGUGUUUUGAAAAACGACUGGUGACUGCUCACGAAGUGGAUAAUCUCGAAUUACGAGGUGCAGCUUAUGGUGACUUGGGUAGAGUUCAUACAGCUCUUGGAAAUCAUGAACAAGCUGUGAGUUGUUUGUCCCAUCAAUUAGCUUUGGCUAGGGGUUUGGGUGAUCGGGCUGGAGAAGCAGAAGCUGCAAGUGGACUUGGAGUUGUACAUCUUCUGAUGGAUGAUCUCAAUUCUGCUUUGCGUCAUCAUCAAUUGGAAUUGUCAAUUGCUGAAAGUUUGGAUGCAGCUGGAUUGCAGGCGAGGGCUUGCGCUAAUUUGGGAGCAACUCAUGAAGCACUGGCUCAAUUUGAGGAAGCAAUAAGACUUCAGGAACAAUCAUUGAGUUUGGCUGCAGCGGCUGGUGAUCAAAUCGCAAGAGCAGCGGCUUUCUCGAGUCUUGGAAGACUUCAUCAUUUAUGUGGCGAUCUUUGUCGAGCACUUAGUUAUCUUCAAUCGGGAUUAUCAUUGUCUGAAGGUUUAGGUAGAAGGGAAGAGGCAGCGAGACUUAGACAUCGUUUGGGUUUAGUGCAUUGGGAAGCUGGAGAGGCGACAAUUUCUGUUGAACAGCUUGAAAAAGCUGCCAGUUUACUGGAGUCUCUAGAUAAUUCUUCAGCGAGUUUGGUAUAUAUUUGUGGACAACCUAGUAGAGCUGAACUACUUUCUCAAACUUAUAGAAUGUUGCAAAAGGUUCUGGUGAAUUUAAGUAGACCUGAGGAAGCUCUCAAUUGGGCGGAGCGUUCGAGAAGAACCAAGAACAACAGUUUGGAAGAUGCGACACAUUAUUCUGAGAUUGUUGAUAGGCAGAGGGGGAUUAUUUUAUACUACAGUGAAGUGGAAAGUGAACUUCAUGCUUGGUGUCUUGCUCCAGGUCGAGGACUAAUUAGAUUCCAUUCAACUAUUCUGGAGAAUGGAGUUAAUUUGGAAAAGAGAGUUCUUCAUGCUCGAGAAGCACUUCUUGGUGAAACUAGUGAUAUCAAUGAAGAGUGCGCAACAAUUCCCUCGAGAGGUCAUCAUCUAAAUGCAAGUUCUUACAGUUUGAGUAGUUUAUUUAGCGUCGGUUCGGUAAGUUCACGAGCUGGUAGCGCACGAUGGGGAAGAGCCAAGGGUCCAUCCUGGCAAGCACCUCAAGCAAUUCAACAUCUAUAUGAUCUACUUUUAGCACCAUUCGAAGAUCUUUUACCACCAACAAGAAAAGAAUUGAUCAUGGUUGUGGAAAAGUCACUAUUCCUAGCUCCUCUACCGGCACUUCAAUCGCCUUCCAGUGAGGAUUAUUUGUGUGAGAGAUUUUCUCUUUUGGUAGUACCUUCUCUUGCUGCUCUUAAAAAACGAUCAAGAACUCCAAUGCCAGAAGGUGGUGCAACUGUUGCCGCUUUAGUGGCAGGAAAUCCAACACUACCUGACAAAGUACGAGAAGAAUUCGGUUGGCCUGAAAGUGUCUCUUCAGCAGAGACGGAAACUGGAAUUGUUGCUGAACUCCUAGAGACGAGACCUUUGAUUGGUUCCGAAGCAACAAGAUCAGCAGUCUUGAGAUCAUUGCCUGAUGCAGAAUGUGUGCAUUUGACAACUCCUAUUUUAUGGAAUUCAUCGAAUUUAGCAUUAUGUGCUGAUCAAAGCGAGGAACCACCAGAGAGGCCAGAAUAUCUAAUUGGUUGUCCUGAUGUUUCGAGAUUAAAAUUAACAGCUCGUUUGGUUGUUCUUUCUAGUGGACAUUGUUGGAGUGGUGGUGAAAAUACAACAGUUACUACUGAUGGAGUUGAAAAAUUGACAAAAACUUUGCUUCACGCUGGUGCUCAGUGUGUUUUGAUUGGAAUGUGGCCAGUGCCACCAACAGCUGGUAGUAUUUUACUCCGAGCUUUCUACAGUGCAAUGUUACAAGGUGCAAGAGCAUCGAGAGCUUUGGCUGAAGCUAUGCAAACUGUUCAACACACUAGACAUUUUGCUCAUCCUAUCAAUUGGGCCGGAUGGCUUCUCCUUGGAGGCGAUGCACGACUAUCAAACAAAGUUGCUUUGAUGGGUCAGGCUUUAGCAGAAUUGUUACGAAGUGGUCCAGAGCAGAGUCGAGACGCUUUGCGAGUGACUUUGCAUCUAGUGGAAAAAUCUUUACAAAGAAUACACUGUGGUCAAAAAAAUGCGAUGUACACUACUCAGAGGAGUAUAGAAAAUAAAGUUGGUUCAGCAACUGGUUGGAGGGAAUUACUCAUGUCAGUUGGAUUUAGAUUUGAACCAGCUGGAAAUGGAAUUCGACCUUCGGUAUUUUUCCCUCAAAGUGAUCCGGAGGAAAGAUUGACUAGAUGUAGUGCAAGUUUACAAGCACUUCUUGGAUUGGGUCCUGCUUCAUUGCACGCUUUAGUUCGACUUUUACAGGCGCCAGAAGUUGCGGAAGAUGUAAUAUCAGCGAUGAGAAGAGCAAGUAGUGCAACUGAGGGUCAAGAAAUUUCGUUACCAGUUCACGUAUGGAGAGCAUCGGGUUCACACGAAUUAUUUGCAAGUUUGGGAUUCGAUUUAAUGGAAGUUGGUCAGUCUGAAGUUAUUCUCAGAACUGGUAAACAAGCUUCACGCAGAGCAGUGCAAUUCGCUCUUCAGGCUCUUUUAGCACUUUUCGAUACACAAGAAGCGCCAAAGAGUCUUAGCCUUGAUUCUGGAAGUUCUAUGGAGAGCCUGGUUUCCGUUGCUCCCACGGAUAAAAGUUUAUCGGAUCGUCCAAGAUUAGGUGGUGCUUUUGCUAGUUAUGUUCGACAUCGUGGCGAGCCUGACGGUAAAACAACAGAGCCUUCCAACAUUUCUGUAUCCAGACAAUCAAUCCAAAACGGAGGAGGUGAAUCAGAUGUUGCAUUCACUCCAAGUCCACCAAUGGCAAUGAAUCUGAAUCAUCAGAAACGUAUUAGAAAUAUAUAUUCUGAUCAAAAUGCAAGACCCGGUUCAAGUUCAAGUAGUUCAGUGACAGAUUGGGAAAAUGGUCACGCAACAGUAUUGAGAAGACAACCUCUACCUCCUUUACCUGUAACUGUAUUGGAACGAUUGAGUGUAAGAACAGAAAUUGGAAAUGGUUCCUCGAGAAAAAUAAGAAAUUCCUCAAAUGAGGAAUUGAAACCUCCAAAGGAAACAUCGCAAACUAAUAAUGAAGCGAUACCUCUUAAUUUACGAAAUGUGGCAACUUCCUUGACAAGUUUGACACGUGAAUUAACGCCAACAAUUUCGGAAGUUUAUCAUGAACGAAAUUUAGGAUUGGGCCUAGCUCCAUCUCUUUCAAAACUUCUUGAAGACGUGGAUUCAGUUCCUGAGACUGAGCAAAAUCAAAUGAGAAGAACAGCACAACCACAGACUAAUUGGUUGCACAACGAGACUGAAUUAUGUCGGCGUGAUGAAGCCGAUGGAAGAUCAAUUGCUGAAUCCCAAUGUAGCGCAACAAGUUCUAAUAAAAUACAUAGAAAAGCGCCUCCACCUCCAGUAUAAAUUAUUAUUUAUGAAGACAUAUUUAUAAGAGGAAAAAAAAAAUUUUUUUUUUGGAAUAUUGUUAUUAUGUUAACAAUAUUACUUAAGAUAUAUGUAAGAUAUUGUUUUAUAUUAUGAGCAGUGAAAAUAAAUCGAUUAAUCAGUUGGCAUUUCAUGCCACAUUAA